Molecule: messenger RNA, 7177 nt
Organism: Bufo gargarizans (Asiatic toad)
Lineage: Eukaryota; Metazoa; Chordata; Amphibia; Anura; Bufonidae
Exons: 2
Coding region: 771-6641 (1956 amino acids)
Biological process (GO): DNA integration
Molecular function (GO): nucleic acid binding
Source: RefSeq, a predicted model, not a curated record
CCUUUGCAAUGUAUAUUACAUGCUUGGCACUCAGUAGUGUCUGUUUCUUUAAGACCCUCCAUUUUCUUGAAGCCUAGAGGCGGGUCUUCUCUGUACUCUCUAGGGCUUGCUGGGACAUAUCCUGUUCAGUCCAGCUCUGGGUACUAUAGUGACCAGAUCCACAGGACAUCUUAAAGCUAUUACAGAUUGCAAACCUGACGAACACCAAAGCCUGUGAGUAAAGGGGUUUUGCUAGUUCAGCUUGUGUAGAGGGAUGUUAGACAUUGCAGAUAGAUAAUGUGUGUUUCAGUGUAGUAAGCAAGCACAUGUUAGUUAGGCCCUAUCUUUUGUAUUAGCUCUGUAUAAUGUAUGUUGCUUGAAUUAGCCAUGCUUAUAUUUCUCUUUUUAUGUUUGUUUCACAGUUUUACCUCACAUAUCAUCCCAUAUCAUAUCAUAUGAACAUUAUUGUACACAUUCCUGUUCAUUAUAUCUCAGUAAAGAUUGCAUCAGUUCAGCAAACCAGCGCAUCUUUCAUUGGGAUUCGGUUUAUACUUGAUGUUAAGCUGUGUACCUAAAGCAACACGCAGCCGAGACAUUAAAGUAAAAAGGCUUUAAAACGUUGUCAGAAGCAGUUAAACAGCUUUAAAUCGUCCUCCGCAGUAAAAGGACUAAUAACUCCUUUCAGCCACGUGGAGUGAAACGAAAGUGAAACUAAUUUCUCUCACUCACUACAACACUGAUACUGCCUGUGUCCAGUCAUCAUCAUUAUCCACGCUGCCAGCUAAAUCAAGAUGCAGAACACAGGGAACAACACUCUGACAGUUAACCCUCAAUGCUCCUAUAAGGAAGAUGACACACACAGCUUGCCAAGAAUCAAGUCUAGAUACACAACACUGUCUAGAGCAUUCAGUCAAACAAAUCUGACUUCAGCUAGCGCCGAUUCAGCAAGAUCUAAGCGUACUAGUUCUAGACGUUCAGGCAUCACCAGUCUGUCAUCGGCUAGCGACAAAGCGACUAAAGCAAGAGCAAAAGCAGAGGCAGCUUGCGCCAUGGCUUCUUAUGCGGAGCAGGAAGCUGAAUUGAUGAGAGAGCAAGCAAAAAGUGAAUCUGAAGCACUUAAAAAGAAAGCAGAAGUGGAAGCAUCUUUACACUUACUCAAACAGCAGAAAAACGCAGCAGCAGCCUUAGCCGAGGCAGAAGUUUUCACAAGGGCUGCUGAAGCUCAGUUUGAUGGCAUAGAAAAACAGAUGUCAUCCCACAGCGCAAUCCAACGCACCCGUGAGUACGUACAGUCACAAGCAACCAUGUACACUGACCAGCAGUACAAUGAUGCACCUAGGUCUUCAUUGACUCCACCAGCAAUCAGCAACUUUGAUACUACGCAACAUUGCAAGACUAAAUCAGAAUCUCAGUGUGGGAAGUCAAGCGGUCGCAUGCUUAGAGACCAAUCUGCCAACCCUCCAAGAGUUCAAACGGAUGCUCGCGUACUCCCUCCUCAAGCAAAUACAAGUCUGGAUUAUAGCAGAAAGACUUACAACAGACGAGAACAACCACCUAAACAAAGUGGAUUCAGACAAGCGCCUCAUCAGCCUUACCAGCCGCAACCAUACCCUGAGUUUACACCCGAGAAGUAUUCGCCAGACGCAACAAGUGCUAUAGAAGUGGCAAAAUUCCUGAUGCACCGUGAGAUAGUGGGCGCUGGUCUCAUGAAAUUCGAUGACCGUCCAGAAAACUACUGGGCCUGGAAAUCAUCUUUCCUGAGCGGUACCCAAAACUUAAACCUGACAGAGAAAGAAAAGCUUGACCAGCUUGUCAGAUGGCUAGGACCAGAGUCCACUGAGCAAGCCCAAAGGAUCAGAUCAGUACACGUUCAUGACGCAGCAGCAGGACUUGCAAUGGUGUGGCAGAGACUAGAACAAUGCUAUGGAUCACCUGAAGUGAUCGAGGAUGCUCUUCUGAAAAGGAUAGAAAACUAUCCAAGAAUAACAAAUAAGGAUUACCAAAAGCUGAGAGGUUUGGGAGACCUACUCUUAGAAAUAGAAGCCGCUAAGUCUAGUGGAUAUCUGCCAGGUCUCUCAUAUCUGGAUACAGCACGUGGAGUUGAGCCCAUAAUCGAGAAACUUCCUUACAACUUGCAAGAAAGGUGGGUAGCUCAAGCUUCAAGAUACAAGAAAGAUCAUCAUGUUGCAUUUCCACCAUUCGCCUUCUUCGCUGAAUUCAUAGAAGACCAAGCUGAAAUACGCAAUGACCCAAGCUUUGCUUUCCUGAACAAGAGAACGGCAAGCUUCCCAAAGGUAGAGCAGAAACCUCCAGGGCUUUACAAAGAACGCAGAGCAACAGUUUCUGUAAGGAAGACAGAAGUUCCGCCUGAAUCUGCAGCUAAUCAGGAAGACAACACAAGGAAGAAAGUUGAGGAGUCAGACAAAAUAUGUCCUAUCCACAAUAAGCCUCAUCCACUAAGAAAAUGUCGCAGUUUCAGAAGUAAGACGUUAGAAGAGCGCAAAGCUUAUCUUAAAGACAAUCGCAUUUGUUUCAGAUGCUGCGCUUCAAUUCAGCAUCUUGCAAAAGACUGUACAAAAACAAUACAAUGCACAGAGUGUAACAGUGACAAACACUUGUCAGCACUGCACCCGGGACCACCACCAUGGAAACAAGAAGUUCAAGCAACUCAAGAAGAUCAUGGUGGGGAGCAAGGAGAGAGUGCAACGCCAGCAGUAAGCUCAAAGUGCACUGAGAUCUGUACAGAGCAGGGCCGCUCAAGAUCGUGCUCCAAGAUAUGCUUAGUCAAGGUGUAUCCAGCAGGUUUUAGAGAAAAAGCAAUCAAGAUGUACACAGUCAUGGAUGAACAGAGUAACAGAUCUCUGGCAAAAACAGAAUUCUUUGACCUCUUCGGUGACAAAGGAAGUCCAACUCCAUACACCUUGAAGACUUGUUCUGGAGUUGUAGAGACAAUAGGGAGAAGAGCAAAUAACUACAUCAUCGAGUCUUUAGAUGGAAAGACAAAGGUGACUCUACCUACCCUGAUAGAAUGCGAUGAGAUACCAGACGACAGGUCAGAGAUACCCACACCUGAAGUUGCUCGUCAUCACCCUCAUCUGGUGCGAAUAGCAGACCAAAUACCAGCACUAGAUCCAGAUGCUGCAAUCACCCUUCUACUUGGGAGAGAUAUUCUCAGAUUGCACAAAGUCAGAGAACAGUACAAUGGGCCACACAAUGCACCAUUUGCACAACGCCUUGAUCUCGGAUGGGUCAUCGUUGGAGAAGUAUGUCUAGACGGACUGCACAAACCAUCAAAGGUAAAUGUCUACAGAACACAUCUGUUGCAGAAUGGUCGUACGUCUUGUCUUUGCCCAUGUACCAACAGUCUACACAUUAAAGAGAGAUUAGAUAACCCAACACAUCAUCGGAGUAUCCAGAGGUGCAUGGAAGACUUAGCCUCAACUGGAAAUACAGAUGAACUGGGUUGUAAGGUGUUUGAAAGAACACGAGACGACGACAAGCCAGCACCCUCGGUAGAAGAUACCCUCUUCCUCGAGAUCAUGGACAGAGAAGUCUACAGAGACAAGUCAGGCAGCUGGGUAGCCCCUCUACCCUUCCGGUCACCACGCCAUCGCCUUCCUGUCAACAAGGUACAAGCAGAGAAACGCUUCAGUUUGUUGCAGCGCACUCUACAAAGAAAGCCAGAUAUGAAGAAACACUUCCAAGCCUUCAUGCAAAAGAUUUUUGACAACGAGCAUGCAGAAAGGGCACCACCACUACAAGAAAACCAAGAACACUGGUACUUACCAAUAUUUGGAGUGUAUCAUCCUCAAAAACCAGGUCAGAUACGUGUAGUAUUUGACUCUAGUGCGAAGCACGAAGGCAUCUCACUAAAUGACGUCCUUCUCAGCGGACCUGACCUGAACAACACACUCCUUGGAGUACUCAUCAGGUUCAGGAAAGAACUUGUAGCAGUAACAGCAGAUGUACAACAGAUGUUCUACUGUUUCUUCGUUCGAGAAGAUCACCGAGACUACUUAAGGUUCCUGUGGUAUGCAGACAAUGACUUUAACAAAGACAUCAUAGAGUACAGGAUGAAGGUACAUGUGUUUGGAAACAGCCCUUCCCCAGCUGUAGCUAUCUACAACCUGAAACGAGCAGCACAGCAAGGUGAAAGACAUGGUCAAGAAGCCAAACAGUUCGUCAUGAAGAACUUUUACGUGGACGAUGGACUUGCUUCUUUCUCCAGCAACGAAGAAGCUAUUAACGUCUUGAAAAGUACAAAAGAAAUGUUGGCAGAAUCCAACAUAAGAUUGAACAAGGUAGCUUCCAACAGCUACAGAGUCAUGGAAGCAUUUCCAAUGGAAGACCGUGCUAAAGACCUCAAAGACUUAGAUCUAGGAACAGAAUCACCACCCUUGCAAAGAAGUCUUGGGCUUAGUUGGGACUUAAAGACUGACAGUUUCACCUUCAGGGUCUCCAGAGAAGAGAAACCAUUCACAAAAAGAGGUGUCCUAUCUACAGUCAACAGUCUUUAUGACCCCCUGGGAUUCGUAGCACCAAUCAUCAUGCAAGGCAAAGCUUUUUUGAGACAGAUCACUACUGAGCAGGAACAAAUUGACUGGGACGUACUUCUUCCUGACGAGAAGCGAAUGCAGUGGAAGGUGUGGAAAGACUCAUUGUUAGAGCUUGAACAACUCUACAUUUCAAGACCGUACGUAUUUGUUUCCUUGUCUGCUACAAAGAGGAGAGAAUUAUGCGUAUUCUCUGACGCUUCCACUAUGGCUAUUGCAGCUGUAACUUACCUCAGGGUAAUAGACACUGAGGGACAAAGCCAUGUUGGGUUCAUCAUGGGAAAAUCUAAACUAGCUCCCAGACCUGCUCACACUGUCCCACGUCUAGAACUUUGUGCUGCUGUCUUAGCGGUAGAGAUGGCAGACAUGAUUACGACUGAACUGGACAUUGAGAUCCAUGCAGUGAACUUUUAUACGGACAGCAAGAUUGUGUUAGGAUAUAUUCACAACUCUUCAAAAAGAUUUUACACAUACGUGACCAACAGAGUGACACGUAUCAGAAAGUCUACAAGUCCAGAUCAGUGGCAUUACAUCAGCACGGACAAGAACCCAGCGGAUCAUGGGACAAGAUUGGUGUCAGCCGCUGUACUCAAGCAAACUAACUGGUUCGUAGGUCCAUCGUUUCUUGGUAAGCCAGAAAUCAAAGAGACUACUCAGGUAGAGACCUUUCAGCUCAUAGAACCAGAUCAAGACAAAGAGGUAAGACCUCAAGUUGCAGUUUGCAAGACUUUAGUUACCAAAGACAGUCUGGGCGCCCAUAGAUUUGAAAGGUUUUCUAGAUGGAAGUCACUGACUCGUGCAAUCGGAAAACUUAUCUGUCUAGCCAGAUACUCCUCCAGAGCUACUAAUACUGAUCAACGUAGCAACGACCAUCUUGAACAAGCCAAGGUCGCGAUCAUCAAAUGCGUCCAGCAGGAAGUCUUUAAAGAAGAAAUUCAAAGCCUUCUGAAAAAGGAAGAGAUUUCUCGACACAGUUCGCUCAAGAAGUUGAACCCUAUCCUCGACGAAGACGGAGUACUAAGAAUUGGAGGUCGUUUGUCGGCAGCGGAUAUGACUAUCCAAGAGAAACAUCCCUUCAUCAUACCUAAGAAUCAUCACAUCGCUCUUCUUCUGGUAAGACACUAUCACGAGCAAGUUGCACAUCAAGGACGACACUUCACUGAAGGAGCAGUACGGUCAGCAGGAUUGUGGAUCAUAGGAGGUCUAGACGUUUUUGGACCAUGGAACAUCUCUUCUCGCAAGACUAGAGGAGGCAGUGCCGAAAGUAAACGCUGGGCUGUUCUGUUCUCUUGCUUGAGUACUAGAGCAGUUCAUAUUGAAGUGAUUGAAUCUUUAUCCACUUCAAGUUUCAUCAAUGCCUUGAGAAGAUUCUUCUCUAUCAGAGGGCCAGCGAAAUUGAUUCGUUCAGACCGCGGCACAAACUUUAUUGGGGCCUGCAAGGAGUUGAAAAUCAUCUCUACAGACUCUGAAACAGGUUCCUAUCUUCAAGAUCAAGGAUGCACUUGGACUUUUAAUCCUCCACACGCAUCGCAUAUGGGAGGAGCAUGGGAGAGGAUGAUUGGAGUAGCUCGUCGUAUUCUGGAUGCCAUGCUCCUGAAGGUUGGGUCUACUCGCCUCACUCAUGAAGCUUUGACUACACUAAUGGCUGAAGUCGUGGCCAUUAUGAACGCCAGACCUUUGGUUCCAGUGUCUACAGAUCCAGAGAUGCCAUCAGUCUUGACACCCGCAAUGCUGCUGACCCAGAAGAUGGAACCAGUGACAGCUCCCACUGGAGACUUUGACCUCAAGGACUUGUAUACUAAGCAAUGGAGACAAGUUCAAAGCCUUGCGGACAUUUUCUGGAAGAGGUGGAGACAGGAAUACCUGGUGACACUCCAGCCUCGCAAGAAAUGGCAAGAUGACAAACCCAACUUACAAGUUGGAGACAUUGUCUUAUUAAAAGACACUCAGGCCCACAGGAACGAAUGGCCUAUUGGACUCAUUGUGGGGACUGAUCCUAGUGGUGAUGCUAGAGUUAGAAAAGUUGAAGUUAGAAUUGUUAGACAGGGCAUUCCCAAGGUGUAUGCUAGGCCAAUUUCUGAAGUAGUUUUACUUCUGUCCAAAGGUUAGUGGCAUAACCAAUGGUACGCCAGGUGGGGAGUGUGCUGCCUUUGCAAUGUAUAUUACAUGCUUGGCACUCAGUAGUGUCUGUUUCUUUAAGACCCUCCAUUUUCUUGAAGCCUAGAGGCGGGUCUUCUCUGUACUCUCUAGGGCUUGCUGGGACAUAUCCUGUUCAGUCCAGCUCUGGGUACUAUAGUGACCAGAUCCACAGGACAUCUUAAAGCUAUUACAGAUUGCAAACCUGACGAACACCAAAGCCUGUGAGUAAAGGGGUUUUGCUAGUUCAGCUUGUGUAGAGGGAUGUUAGACAUUGCAGAUAGAUAAUGUGUGUUUCAGUGUAGUAAGCAAGCACAUGUUAGUUAGGCCCUAUCUUUUGUAUUAGCUCUGUAUAAUGUAUGUUGCUUGAAUUAGCCAUGCUUAUAUUUCUCUUUUUAUGUUUGUUUCACAGUUUUACCUCACAUAUCAUCCCAUAUCAUAUCAUAUGAACAUUAUUGUACACAUUCCUGUUCAUUAUAUCUCAGUAAAGAUUGCAUCAGUUCAGCAAA